Molecule: messenger RNA, 765 nt
Organism: Daphnia pulicaria
Lineage: Eukaryota; Metazoa; Arthropoda; Branchiopoda; Diplostraca; Daphniidae
Product: neural Wiskott-Aldrich syndrome protein-like
Exons: 3
Coding region: 27-674 (215 amino acids)
Biological process (GO): actin filament polymerization
Cellular component (GO): cytoplasm; extracellular region; actin filament
Molecular function (GO): microtubule binding; chitin binding; actin binding
Source: RefSeq, a predicted model, not a curated record
AACGUGAGGUGGUGGAUAGGUAUUCCAUGAUCAUGGCUCGCCAGUGGACUACCGCUUUCGUCGUCCUUUUUGGACUGUUGGCUCUGGCAUCUUCCAGUCCAUUAUAUGAAGAAUACGAAUCAUUCGCCAACGAAGAAGAAGCUGCAUUCCAAGAAGAAGUGGCCAGAGCAUUUGAAGAAGAAGUGGCCAGAGCAUUCGAAGAAGAAGAUGUUCGAGUUUACGAUGAAUCCGAAGAUGAUGUAAUGAGCCAAUUGCAGGAAACCCGCCGAUCUCAAGAAGGACCCCCUCGCCUCCUCAAGUCAUCCAAUUUCUGUUAUGGUAAAAGGUCUGGCAACUACGCCGAUGAGUCCAACCCUCGCGCUUUCUACAUGUGCGACAAGGCCGGACAAACAUUUACCAUGAAUUGCCAAGCCGGUUUGGUUUACGAUCAACAAUUGAACCGAUGCGAAUGGAACAAAAAUGGAGGGGGCGGGCAAUAUCCGCAGCCACCUCCUCCACCACCGCCUCAAAAACAAUACCAACCAUACCAACCACCACCGCCACCACCGCCACCACCGCCACCACCGCCACCUCCGCCACCACCGCCACCACCGCCACCACCGCCACCGCCACCGCCACCACCGCAACAGUACCCAUCGUACCCAUCGGUCGGCAGUGGUUACGGCCGCAAAUAGUCUCGAAUGGAAAAAUAUUUGAAAAAUUAUUUGCAAACGAUUUAAUUAUAUUUGUGCAUUAAUGCAAUAUAUAACCAUUUAUGAAACUGAA